CGCGCAUCAUGGACGAUCGGAGCGGCGCCAAGCGCAAAGCGCCCGCCGAUCCAUUCUCGGUGGAUCAGACGCAAGCGCAUGCGCUGCUCAAGCAACGUAUCUACCAGCCCAGAAACGGCGGCAGCAUCAACACUGCUUCGCCUGGACUGGUGCCUCGCCCCAAGAAAUUGCUCAGUUCUUCCGUGUCUGUGACGCGGCUGCCCAAGCAACUCGUGAACCCCAAGAUGAAACCCACUGCCAGCACUCCCCUCCUCCCGCCGCUGCAGCCGUCACCCCGAAACCCCGCCUCUUUGGCUUGCAUUCCUUCUCCACUCGUAUCGGUCGAAGAGUGCUGGGGAGAACAACGCAGCACAGCCCAGAAUACGUUCACAGCGUCGUUAAACCUCGAUGCCCGGUACCUCCACGAGUUUGAGUGUGGCAACUUUUUGUACUUGGAGCGCAAACCGCACUCGGACCAGGUCGUGUACGAUCUGCAAGUGGUCGAGCAGUACGCCACGAAUCAGUACAACUACUACACGAUGAGCAAAGCGGGUGUCACGCACUUCACCACGGACGCGUCCGAGUUUUGCGCCCUGGACAAGUGGGAGCUCGAGUACCAGCGCUUCACAGCCAUGCGGAGGAUCCCGUUCUUUCAGAAGUACCGUGUAUGGAAGAACUACAACGUGUGGAAACAAAACAUCCACUUGGCCAAGAUGCAGCACGCCAAGAAAACGCUCAACACGCAGCUGUUCCUGCUCAAUCCGCAGCUGCAGGGGACUCUCUUGCGUCUGCGGGCACUGACGUUGUCGGUGACCCAAGUGUCGCUGCUCCGCCUUGUGCCCAAGAGAACGUACACGCUAAGUCAGCUCGAACACGAGCAAACCCAGGCCAUCGUGGAUCUGUCGGCGUCGCUCGCGUCGUUCUCGAGCCAAGUGGUGCAGCUGUGUGUGUCAGCUUGCGACGCGGUUGUGGACUCGUUCCUUGAGAAAAACAAAAUCGUAGCCGAGCACAAGAUGACCUUCAUGGAGCGCGCCGCCCUGCGCAAGGAGUGUCGCAGCCUCACCAACUUUCUACGCCUCGCCGAUGUGCUCGUGAUCGACGCCAUGAUGCAGCUAAGUGUCACGAGUUUCCAGACGUUCCUGGCGCAGUGUCGGGACAGCGCUGUGCCGUUGUUUUCCGUGCUCGUGGACACGGACGCGACUGGUUCCAUCGUGCCCACUCCGAGCGCUGACACGUGGCGCCGUAGCUUUGAAGUGCUAUUAAAGCAGUGCCUCACCGUCACGGACGUGCCCGAGCGGCUGUUGGGGCACCCGAAACUGCUCGGUUACACGUCCGCGACGGCCGAAGACGAGGGCAAAACCAGCUGGAGCAUCUCGAGCCUCAACUUGGCCACCUUGUUGAACGACGACGCGGGCUUCAACACCGUGUCGAGCGAGAUUUUCGCAGCGUUAGACGACGCUUUCGAAGCCGUGGAUGCGUAUUUGGAGGUGUUCUUGCCCUUCUUUGAAGUGUACGUGCAAGAUCUCGACACGAUGGCGCACCCCGAGCGGUUCCACGACGUCUCGAUCGAGCAAUUCAGCGACGAAAUCGCAGUGUUUGAGGGCCAAAUGAAGGCGUUUGUGAAGAUCCCGGCGUCGGCCGUGGUAGGUGUGUUCCGUGUGGACAGCGACCAGUUCAAGCAGCGGCUACUGCCCACGCCCCAGCAGUGCAUCGUGUGCAUCAAGACGCUGCUCCCACAACUCAUGAAGGAACAAUCCCAACGCAUCAUGGACGUGCUCACGGAACUGUCCCCGCUCGCGUUCAGCACACCGUCAACCCCCGACAAGUUCGUGGGCAAGGUUGUGCACAUGGAGAAACUGGGCACAAUCCUGCCCGACGUCAAGCUCAAGUACCGGCGGGUGUACGACAUGGCGUGUUUGAUGGACAACUUUGAGUGGCGCGUGCCGGACGACAUCAAGGAAGACAUUAUUUUGAUGAAGGAGGGCGUGAUUUCCCUCGAAGGCACACUCAGUCGGUUCGACACGGACUUGGAGGCGGAAUCAGCUCGGUUCACACAGCUCAUUAACGACAUGCUGCCCCCUCUGAUGAAAAACGUGCUGACUUUGCAAGCCAAACUGCAGCACCCCAAGCUCGAAACGAUGCAGACGCCGAUCGGCGAUGCGCUGGCGUACAUUGCCGACCAGCAGCAGGUCCUCAACCAACUCGUCGCGGAAGCCAAGACCCUAAACGAGUACCAGGCGCAGCUUAAGCAGCCUUUGUCUGAAUUCACCGAAGUGCAGGAAGUGGUCGACGAUCUCACGCUCAAGUCCAAGCUGUGGACGGCGUUGGGCGAGUGGGAACAGUGUACCGUCAAGUACAACGACACGCCGUUCGACCAAAUUGAUGUCCAAGCUAUGGGGGGCCAAGUGCAGGCGUACAUGAAGUUGGCGUCACAGGCGCAACGGGCGCUGCCCCAGAAUGAAGUGGCGGCGGUGCUCGUAGCUCAAGUGGACCAGUUCAAGCUCGUGCUGCCCAUAAUCAACGACCUCCGCGGCACGUUUCUCCAGGAUCGGCACUGGAGCCAGAUCCAUUCGAUCCUCGGGUUUCCAGUCCAGGGGGACACGAGCCUGACGCUGGGCACGCUCAUGGAGAGGCAGGCCAUGACACACGGAGAGGCCAUAUCGGUCGUGUCGGUGGCGGCACAGCAGGAGUCGGUUCUGGAGGCGAUGCUGCACAAGGUGGCCGCGGUGUGGCACAAGCUCGAGCUCGAGGUCAAGCCGUACAAGGACUCGAAGGACGUGUUCGUGCUGGGGGCGGUGGACGAAGUGCUGGCGGCGCUGGACGACUCGAUCGUGACCAUCAACACCAUCUUGGGCUCGCGGUUCAUCGGCGCCAUCCGGGAAGAGGUGGACGCGUGGCGCAAGAAGCUCGUGGGGCUGCAGGAGACUCUGGACGAAUGGCUGCUCGUGCAGAAGAACUGGAUGUACAUCGAGAACAUCUUCUCGGCCCCUGACAUCCAGCGUCAGCUACCCGAAGCGUCCAAAGUGUUUGCCCAUGUGGAUCUAUCGUGGAAAGCCAUCAUGAAACGAACCAACGACUCGCCGUUGGCCAUCGCGGCUGGGUCGUUUCCGGGGAUCAAGGAGACACUGACCCAGCACAACGUCCACCUUGACAAGAUCCAGAAGAGCCUCGAGGACUACUUGGAAACCAAACGCAUGGCGUUCCCGCGCUUUUACUUUCUCAGCAAUGACGAACUGCUGGAGAUCCUCGCCCAGAGCAAAAACCCUCACGCGGUGCAGCCGCAUCUGCGAAAGUGCUUUGAAAACCUCGUGCAGCUGGAGUUUGGAGAAGGCAGCGUCGACAUGCUCGCGAUGAUUUCCAGCGAAAAGGAGCGCGUCCCACUCGGGAAAAACCUCAAAGCUAGAGGCAAUGUCGAGGAUUGGCUCAAAGCGCUCGAAGUCAGCAUGAAAGCAUCCAUUUACAAGCUUAUGAAAGUCGGUUUGGCCGACUACGACACAAGAUUACGCAAGGAAUGGGUCUGCGAGCACCCAGGUCAAGUGGUGGCUACGGUGGCGCAGAUGACGUGGGCGCGCCAGACAGAGCUCGUACUGGUCAAGGCCCAGAGCAUGCAAGAAUGGCUGGGCCAGGUCGUGUCCGAGCUGAACGAUUUGAUUGUUAAAAUCCGCGGUCACUUGACGUCGUUGGAGCGCAAGGUGAUUGUGGCGUUGGUCACGACGGACGUGCACGCCCGAGACAUUGUCGAGUGUUUGUGGAAGGAAAACGUGACGAACGUGGGCAACUUCAUCUGGCAGCAGCAAUUGCGGUACUACUGGGACCAGGACGUGGACGACGUGCUGAUCAAGCAUUCCGACUCGGUUAUUCAGUACGGCUACGAAUACAUGGGGGCUACCUCUCGCCUAGUGAUCACGCCGCUCACGGAUCGAUGCUGGAUGACGCUGACUGGCGCGUAUGGCCUCAAACUGGGCGCGGCCCCCGCUGGCCCAGCAGGCACUGGCAAAACGGAAAGCAGCAAGGAUUUGGCCAAGGCGAUGGCGAUUCAAUGCGUCGUGUUCAACUGCUCGGACCAAAUCGACUACAAAAUGAUGGGCAAGUUAUUUCGAGGACUGGCGCAAGCUGGGAAUUGGACGUGUCUGGACGAGUUCAACCGCAUUGACAUCGAAGUGCUCAGUGUGGUGGCCCAGCAACUGCUCACCCUUCGCGAAGGUCGAAUCCAACAAAAGGAGCACAUCAACUUUAUGGGCGUGGAGAUUCUCCUCAAGGACCACCAUGUAAUCGUGACCAUGAACCCUGGCUACGCCGGGCGCACCGAACUGCCAGACAACCUCAAAGUGUGCUUUCGGCCAGUGUCCAUGAUGGUGCCGGACUACGCGCUCAUUGCCGAGAUCAUGCUGUUCGCCGAGGGGUUCUCGGAUGCCAAGACGCUCAGUCGUAAAAUGUGCAAGCUGUACAUCCUCUGCAGCGAGCAACUCAGCCAGCAGCCGCACUACGACUACGGCCUAAGGGCGGUCAAGAGUGUGCUGGUCAUGGCUGGGUCACUUAAACGGGCCAACCCGACCCUAACCGAAGACGUGACCCUGAUCCGGGCGUUGCGUGACUCGAACGUGCCCAAGUUCCUCAGCGACGACCUCCCCCUCUUCCAAGCCAUCGUGUACGACCUCUUUCCGGGUAUUGAGAUCCCGUCCAACGACUACGGGGAGCUGCUCGUGAUGCUCGAGCUGCAGAUCGCCAACGCCAAGCUGCAGAACGUGCCCACGUUUGUGACCAAGAUCAUUCAAAUGUUUGACACAUUCAACGUGCGCUUUGGAGGCACGUUGGUCGGGCCCACGGGAGCUGGCAAGUCGACGUGCUACCGCAUUUUGCAGAAUACCAUGACUGCACUGCGGGAAAAAGGGUCGACGAACCCGCUGUUUCAGGCAGUGCACACCCGGGUGCUCAAUCCGAAAUGCAUUACUAUGGGCGAAUUGUACGGAGAAUUCAACGAGUUGACCCAAGAAUGGCACGAUGGACUCGCGUCCAUGAUCAUGCGCGAAGCCGUGGUUGAAGAAACCCCAGAUUACAAGUGGACCGUGUUCGACGGACCUAUUGACGCGCUAUGGAUUGAAAACAUGAACACCGUUCUGGACGACAACAUGACGCUGUGUCUGGCCAACGGCGAGCGCAUCAAACUCAAGUCCGAGAUGCGCAUGUUGUUUGAAGUGAUGGAUCUCUGCGCCGCGUCGCCCGCUACGGUCAGCCGCAUCGGCGUCGUGUAUAUGACGUCCACAGACGUGGGGUGGUACCCAUACGUGCAAACGUGGCUUACGACGCUGGUGGGGCAGUUCCCAUCUGACUGGCUCGGCCACCUCCGUACUAUUUUGAAACCCCUCGCGGAAAAAACCCUCGAGUUUAUCCGGUCGUUCGCCGUCGAGCCCGUGCCCACCGUGGACGUGAGUCUGGUCACGCAUUGCUGCAAACUGGUGCAGUCGUUGCUGACGAAGUGCGUGGACAGCUCCAAACAAUUCGGCUACUCACCGGAAGAACAGCUCGACAUGGUCAACAAGUUGGUCGUGUUUUCGCUCAUCUGGUCGUUGGGGGCGUCCAUGAACCACACGACACUGGAAAAAUUCGACGAGUUUCUCCGCAAGUUGCUCGAAGACAACGGGAUCAAUGUGCAAAUACCGACACAAGGACUUGUAUUUGACUUUUUCGUCGAUUUUGCGACCAAGCGGUUCGCGUCGUGGAAUGACAUUGUGCCCGUGUUUAAAUACAAUCCAGCAACCCCAUACUUUGACAUGAUCGUGGCCACUUCCGACACGAUUCGGUACACAUAUCUCCUGCGUACUUUAACCCUGGCCAACACGCCCGCGUACGUCACGGGGGUCACGGGUACCGGCAAGACGGUUAUCAUCAUGGACCUCAUUCGGGAGCUCACCACCGCCACCGACGACAUCCCCGCAGGGUUUGUGAGUACUACGCUGAGUUUUUCCGCACAAACGUCAAGCUUGGUGACCCAGCAGUCGAUCGAAUCGAAGCUGGAGAAGAAGCGCAAGAACCUCCUGGGGCCAGUCGCCAACAAGAAGAUGGUCGUGUUCGUAGACGACGUGAACCUCCCGGCCGUCGAAGUGUACGGAGCCCAGGCCCCCAUCGAACUGCUGCGGCAAUUUCUGGACUUCAAGGGCUUUUACGAUCGCGACAAGCUAUUCUGGAAGGACAUCGCCGACACGUCGUUCGUGUGCGCGGCGGCUCCGGCGGGGGGCGGGCGGUCGCACUGCACCCCCCGCUUCGUCCGGCACUUCCACGUGCUGUGCGUCCAUCCGGCGCGAGAAGCCAGCUUGAAGCUGAUCUUUUCCAGCAUAUUGGGGGGCUUCCUCGAGCGCUUUGCCGCCCCCGUGAAGGCGCUUCGCAGCGGCAUCAUCACGUGUGUGAUCGAGGUGUAUAACCGCGUAUGCAGUGAGUUGCUGCCCACCCCCAGCAAGUUCCACUACACUUUCAACCUACGGGAUGUGUCCAAGGUGUUCCAGGGCAUGCUCAUGAUUACCCCGGCCAAGUGCAGCGACGUAGACACAAUGAACAAGCUGUGGGUGCACGAGGCGUGCCGGGUGUUUGGGGAUAGGCUGAACACGGUGCAGGACACGGUUUGGUUCGAAGAUCUGCUGCUGCACCUCCUUGGCGCGCACUUCCAGGUCAAGUGGACGACUGAGACGCUAUUCCAUGGCCCGUGUCCGCUCGUGUUUGGCGACAUCUUCCGGCCGGGGGUGCCCAACCCCGUCUACGAGAUCUGCGAAGAUGCCACCAAGCUGGUCAAGCUGCUCGAAAGCGCCAACGACGACUACAACAUGCGCUUCUCCAACAAGAUGAACCUGGUCUUCUUCCGAGACGCCAUCGCCCACCUCCUCCGCCUCACGCGCAUCCUGCGCCAGCCUCGCGGCAACGCCAUGCUGAUUGGCGUCGGCGGCAGCGGCAAACAGAGCUUGGCUCGGUUGGCUGCGUUUACGCAAGACGCGGCGUGCCACCAGAUCGAAAUCACAAGAGGGUACGGCACCGUCGAGUUCCACGAAGACCUCAAGACGCUCAUGCUCAAGGCGGGCGUCCAGGGUCAGCCCACCGUGUUCCUCUUCACCGACAGCCAAAUCGUGGACGAAUCGUUCCUGGAAGACAUCAACAACGUACUCAACAGUGGCGAAGUGCCCAACUUGUUUGCGGCCGACGAAAUGGAGCGCAUUGUGGGGGACAUGCGGCCUGUGGUGAAAAACCUGGGGCUGCCAGAGACAAGGGACCAGUGCAUCUCCACGUUUGUGUACCGCGUGCGCAACUUCCUCCACAUUGUGCUGUGCAUGUCUCCCGUCGGCAGCGCCCUGCGCAUCCGGUGUCGAGCGUUUCCAUCGCUCAUUAAUUGCUGCACCAUCGACUGGUACAUGAAUUGGCCAAAGGAAGCCCUACAAAGCGUUGCCCAGCGGUUCCUAGCGCAUGUCAAUUUGCCAUCGGAGGACAUUCGUGUGUCGUUAAUCGACAUGUGCAGCAUCGUGCACACGACAUCGAAUGACUUUGCCACCGCAUUCCAGAGCCAGUUGCAGCGACAUGUGUACACCACGCCCAAAAGUUACUUGGAUUUGAUCCAAUUGUACUUGAAAAUGCUCAAAAUCAAGCAAACGGAGCUCCAAAACAUCAAGUCUCGCAUGGAGAUUGGGGUCAAAAAGUUGGACGAAACCAACUCGAUCGUGGACAACCUCAAAGGCGAGCUGAUCAAAUUACAGCCGAUUCUCACGCAAAAGGCCGCAGAAGCCGAAGUGUUGUUGAAACAAGUGUCCAUCGACCAAAAGGCCGCCGCCGAAGUGCGCUUGCGCGUGUCCAAGGACGAAGCGGUGGUGGGGAAACAAGCCGAGGAAGUGUCGAUCUUGCAGGCCGACGCGCAGAAAGACCUGGACAUUGCCAUGCCAGCCUUGAGCAACGCCCAAACGGCACUGAAUUCCCUCAGUAAAAGCGACAUCACUGAAGUGAAAUCGUUUGCGAAACCCCCCGAGGCCGUCGAGACCGUCAUGAGCUGCGUGUGCCUCCUCCUGGGCGAGAAGCAGACGUGGGACGCGGCCCAGAAGGUCCUCAAGGACUCGAGCUUUAUCGAGCGCCUGAUGAACUACGACAAGGACAACAUCCCGGCGCCGUUGCUCAAGAAGCUGAGCAAGUGCGUGAGCGAGCCGGGUAUGUCGGUGGAAGUGGUGAGCAAAGUGAGCAAGGCCGCGACGUCCCUGUGUAUGUGGGCGCACGCGAUGGACGUGUACUCCAAGGUGGCCAAGGAGGUGGGUCCGAAGAAGGCGAAUCUGGACGCGAUGAACGAAAAGCUACAGGCGGCCAACGCCGUGUUAAAGACCAAACAGGACGAGCUCCGUGUUGUGAACGAGAAGGUCAUGCUGUUGGAGAAGCAGUGCAAGGAUACGCUGGACGAGAAGGACGCGCUGGCCAAAGAGGCCGGCACGACCGAGAAGCGACUGGUCCGGGCAGAAAAACUCAUCUCCGGACUCAGCGUCGAGGGCAAGCGGUGGAAAGAGAGCGUCGCGUCGUUGGGCGACGGCAUCUUGGCCAUGGUGGGCGACACGUUUCUCGCGGCCGCGAGCAUUUCAUACUAUGGCGCGUUCACCGGCAGUUUUCGGCAGAACAUGGUCGACUGCUGGCGGGAAAAGGUAGAGGAACUGCAGAUCCCGUGCUCGCAAGCCAAGUACUCUUUGGCCACGACCCUGGGCAGCCCCGUGGAGAUACGCGAGUGGCAGCUGAACGGACUGCCCACUGACGGCAACUCGACGGACAACGCCAUCUUGGCCACGCGGGGCGAGCGGUGGCCACUCAUGAUCGACCCCCAGGGGCAGGCGAACAAGUGGAUCAAGAAGACGCAAGUGCCCGAAGUGACGAAAAUGACCAACGCCAACCUGCUGCGGAGCUUGGAAAGCUGUAUUCGGAAUGGCAAGUCGCUGCUGAUCGAAGACAUCGAAGAGAGCCUGGAGCCAGCGUUAGAGCCGAUCUUGCAAAAGGCCGUGUUCAAGCAGGGCGGGCGCGUGCUGAUUCACUUGGGGGACUCGGACGUGGACUACGACCCAGCGUUCAAGCUGUGGAUCACCACAAAGUGUGCGAACCCUCAUUACCUUCCCGAAGUGUACAUUAAAGUAACCAUCAUCAACUUUACCGUGACCAUGACGGGGCUCGAAGACCAGCUGCUCGGGGAUGUGGUCAAGCACGAACGACCCGACAUUGAAGAGAAAAAGAACCGGUUGGUGGUCACGAUGGCCCAGGACAAGAAGCAACUCAAGGACAUCGAAGACCGAAUUCUGCAGAAACUGUCGGAAAGUUCUGGGAACGUUCUGGACGACGAAGGGCUGAUUGACACGCUGGCGUCAUCGAACGCCACGUCCAAAAUCAUCAAGGAACGAGUGCAAGAGGCCGAAGCCACCGAGUUGGAGAUCAAUCGCGCACGAGAAGAGUACCGCAGUGUCGCGACGCGAGGGUCCAUUUUGUAUUUCGUGGUCGCGCAAUUGGCCACGAUCGACCCCAUGUACCAGUACUCGCUGCCGUUCUUCCAGCGUCUAUUCAACAUUUGUUUCGAUGCAACCCCGACGUCUCCCGUGUUGUCCAAGCGGCUGGAGGCCCUGAUUGACUUUCAAACGACAUAUAUUUACACCAACAUCUGCCGCGGGCUGUUUGAAGUGCACAAAGUGCUCUUUUCCGUACUCAUUUGCUGCAAAAUCAUGCUCUACGAUGGCCGCAUCACCCCCCGCGAGUGGUCGCUCUUCUUACGAGGAGCUAGCUCUACCAAAAAAGGAGCGCCAUCCAACCCACAGCCAGACAGUAUCACAGACGCCCAGUGGCAGCUGGUGCUGGAGCUGGAAACGUUAGGUCCGCAGUGCGAGGGCCUCAGCACUUCGUUCCAACACGAGUGGAGUGCGUGGAAUACGUGGCUGAAAUCGCACGACCCGCCGCACCCCCACCUGUGUCCACAGUCGUAUUCCAGUCGGAUGACGUCGUUCCAGAACGUGCUUUUGAUCAAGGCGUUGGCGCAAGAAAUGGUCCAGCGCGCGACGCUCAACAUGCUCGGGGUAGAAAUGUGCGCUGGCUUCGGCCAACUCGGCACUGUGAGCAUGGAAGACAUCUACAAGGACACGGACCGGAAGACGCCGUGCAUUUUCGUACUAAGUGCGGGGGCCGACCCCACGGGGAUGCUGCUUCGCUUCGCCAAAGAUCGGCAGUUCAGUGACCGAUUGCAUUUGAUUUCACUCGGCCAAGGCCAGGGCCCCCGUGCCGAAGCGCUGAUUGAGGUUUCCAAGACCAACGGCGACUGGGUGCUGCUGCAAAACUGCCACUUGGCCAAGUCAUGGAUGCCCGCGCUGGAGAAAAAGGUGGACGAACUGGCGACAGACGUGACGGUCGUCGAUUCGUUCCGGCUGUUUCUGACGUCGUUCCCCGCCGCGUACUUUCCUGUGACGGUGCUCCAGAACGGCAUCAAACUCACCAACGAACCGCCCAAGGGGAUUCGCGCCAAUCUGAUUCGGUCGUUUGUGACCCUCAUGAGCUCGGACAGUUCGUUCUUUGACAUGUUUGAGUCCGGGGGCGAGUUUGAAGAGGGCGGCGUCGUCUUUUCCAAGCAAAUGGUGUGGCGCAAGUUGCUCUGCAGCCUCGUGUUUUUUCAUGCGAUUAUUCAAGAACGCCGCAAGUUUGGGCCGUUGGGGUGGAACAUCAAGUACGAGUUCAACGACACGGACCUGGAAACGUCCUACGCGUGUCUCCGCAAGUUUCUCGCAGAACAGCCCAUCGUACCGUGGGACGCCCUGCGAUACGUCACGGGCCAAAUCAACUACGGCGGGCGCGUCACGGACGACUGGGACCGACGCUGUCUCACGAGCAUCCUCAACGGGUUUUACACGCCCCAAGUGCUCACAGACAGCUACAAGUUCUCUGCAUCUGGAACGUACAGCGCCGUCACGGCCAAUGAUUACGCCAGCGUCAUGGCGUACUUUGAGUCGCUUCCGGUGCACGCAGCCCCCGAGAUCUUUGGGAUGCACGAAAACGCCAACGUCACAUUUGAGCGCAACGAAAGCUGGCAAAUGAUCAACAUCGUGCUCAGUCUCGAGCCUCGCGAUGCGGGGGGCACGGGCGGCCAGAGCAACGACGAAAAGGUGCUGGAACUGGCCGCGUCGAUCCAGACGCAACUGCCCAUGAAUUUGCGGCUGGACGAGGCGGGGCCCACGACCUUUCGCACUCGUACGGUGCUGGGGACGGUCGUGAUGGACUCGUUGGCAACGGUUCUGUCGCAAGAGUUGGUCAAAUUCAACAUUUUACUGUCGAAAAUGCGCCAGAGUUUGAUGGAAAUCCAGCGCGCCAUCCAAGGGCUGAUCGUCAUGUCGUCCGAUCUGGACAACAUGUACACGUCGUUUCUGAACGGCCGGGUGCCUGGGAUCUGGGACGUGGUGAGCUUUGCAUCGCUUAAAGCGCUGGGGCCGUGGGUCCAAGACCUGCUGAACCGUGUCGCAUUCUUCCGGACGUGGCUGGUGCAGGGGGAGCCAGUGAUCUUUCCCCUGCCUGCGUUCUUCUUUCCCCAGGGAUUCAUGACCGGGACGUUGCAAAACUUUGCUCGAAAGUAUCAAACCGCCAUCGACUGCCUCGGGUUUACAUUUGCCGUGAUGGAAUGCCAGGCGGAUUCGAUAACGUCAUCGCCGUCCGAUGGCAUCUACGUGGACGGACUGUGGCUGGAAGGGGCAAGGUGGAAUGCCAAGGACAAGAGUCUGGAAGAAGCGCGACCAGGCGAAAUGUUCAGUCCAAUGAGCUUGGUGCAUUUCCUGCCUGCUGCCAACAUCGACCGCAACAAGGACGAGUACCCGUGCCCCGUGUACAAGACAAGCGUACGAAAGGGCACAUUGAGCACCACGGGGAUGUCCACCAACUUUGUCGUGGCCGUGUACCUUCCAUCCACCAAGACACCAGACCAUUGGGUGCUCAAUGGCGCGGCGUUCCUGCUCAAUUUGGACUAACUUAUUGCAUGCGUGGUCGAAUCAUCUGGGCUUUGAUUGGCUAUAUAUUGACCAAUCAAAUGAAAGAAUUAAAACCGUUUCGAAGAUCAAAAG
Molecule: messenger RNA, 12059 nt
Organism: Aphanomyces astaci
Lineage: Eukaryota; Oomycota; Saprolegniomycetes; Saprolegniales; Verrucalvaceae
Exons: 34
Coding region: 9-11966 (3985 amino acids)
Biological process (GO): microtubule-based movement
Cellular component (GO): dynein complex
Molecular function (GO): dynein light intermediate chain binding; ATP hydrolysis activity; ATP binding
Source: RefSeq, a predicted model, not a curated record